Messenger RNA from Antechinus flavipes (yellow-footed antechinus), 2947 nucleotides. RefSeq names its product enolase 4 (gene ENO4). The transcript has 14 exons. Lineage: Eukaryota; Metazoa; Chordata; Mammalia; Dasyuromorphia; Dasyuridae. Gene Ontology annotation, cellular component: phosphopyruvate hydratase complex. Bases 123 to 1982 code for a protein of 619 amino acids. Gene Ontology annotation, molecular function: phosphopyruvate hydratase activity; magnesium ion binding. Gene Ontology annotation, biological process: glycolytic process. The record is from RefSeq and is a predicted model, not a curated record.
CGAACCCUCAAAAGGAGGUCUCGCGAGGUGCGAGCUCGGCCCAUUGUCAUGUUGCCUAGUAACGGCGAGGACGCUUAAGAGUCUGGGACUCGCUUCAGCUGUGGUCCCGGUUAACUGAGACCAUGGGGGACGGAGGCAGUGGCCGAAAUAAUGCGCACGAGCUGUACAAACUGAAGCAGCGAGCUGUGGAGUACUAUCGAACGAACAAUGUGCCCCAACAGCUGGAAGACUUGCUCAACUCUACCUUUUACCUCCAGCCGCCCGACGUCUAUGGGCACCUGGCAAACUGCUUUUCGAAGCUUGCAAAACCUCCUACCAUAUACAAAGUAAUAGGGAGAAUAGUAUUGGAUGGUAUGGGUCAUCAAACUCUCAGAGUCGAAAUAUUCUGCACAGUUCAAAACCAGGUUAAGAGCAUUACUUCUGCUGUCAUCUCUUCUCACUUGGGAGUACUGGAAACUGUGAUGCCUGAAGUGGUGGAUCAAGUAGAAUUAGAACGGAAUGAAGCCAUCAGUGUGGCUGUGCAAUGGGUUAAUGAGUCAAUGACUGAGCUUCUAGAAGGAUUGGAACCGACCCAACAGGAGGUGGCGGAUCAAUUACUUGCGAAUUUUUUUGCAAACAAAGUACAAGAAGAUAAAGAGAGUAAAGAAUUAGAACUCAGUCUGGAACAGCCAUUAUUUGAAGGGUCUGUCGUACCCCAGCCACCACCACCAUCACCACCUCCACCUCCAAAGAAGAAAGGACAAAGAGGCAGGAAGGAGGUUACUCCAGAGAAACCAAUCCCACCAGCAGAACCUCCUGAGUCCAUACUACAUGGUAGUAUGGCCAUAGGGGCUGUAUCAUUAGCUGUGGCUAAAACAUGUGCCACACUGACCAAUACUCCAUUGUAUUCAAAAAUUGCAUCACUGAAAUACAAACAGGAAUCACCAAAAACACUGGCUCUUCCUUUACUGAUGGUCACUAUGCUCAGUUGUGGGAAGUCAUCAUCUGGAAAGCUGAAUCUGAUGAAAGAAGUGAUCUGUAUUCCACACCCUGGUUUAACAGUUCAACAAGGUGUCACAAUGCUUUUAGAAAUUCAGAAACAAAUUAUAAAGAUUAUUGACAAACCCCAUACUCCAAAACCAGAAACCAAAAAAGGUCAUAAUGGAAAAAAAGGUUCAAUUCAAAUAGUUGGCAAGCUGUCCUAUAUAGGCUGCUUAUCAAUCAACUAUGAUACUAUUGAACAGCCACUGCUCUUACUUCAAGGAAUCUGUGGCAACCUGGGACUUGAGCUAGGGAUCAACUUAUAUUUAGCCAUAAACUGUGCUGCACAUGAACUGAUUGACUAUACUAAAGGAAAGUAUGAAGUGACCACAGGAGUAUUCAAAAAUCCAUCUGAGAUGGUAGAUAUAUAUGUGGACCUGAUCAAUAAAUUUCCUUCAAUUACUGCAUUAAUUGAUCCUGUGAGGAAAGAGGACAUUGAGCAGUGGGACAGCAUCUGUAAUGCUCUUGGUUCCAGGUGUAAUAUCAUCGCAGGGACUGCAUCCAAAAGUAUCCCCAAGCUUCUAGAAGAACAAAAUGUCAGCAUCCCUAAAUCCAGUGGGCUGAUCAUAAAACAUACAAAUCAAACUACAAUAUCCAACUUGAUAGAAGUUACCAAUCUUAUUGAGAGUCAAAAACGCAUUGCCAUCUUAGGAAGUACUGAGGGAGAAUCUUCUGAUGAUAGCCUUGCGGAUUUGGCUGUGGGAUUGGGCGUUCGUUUUCUCAAAUUGGGAGGUCUUUCUCGUGGCGAGAGGAUGACUAAAUACAACCGUCUUUUUACCAUUGAGGAAGAACUGGUCCAGAGUGGAACCCUAACCCCAACAGCAGGGCAAACAUUUAUUGACUUCAAUGAAGAAGACCAAAAAGCAACAGAAACACUUGUGACUUCUUUGUCUUCGGCCAGUACUGGGCGGGCAGAGAGUGAUAUGACCCGCUUCUCCAUAAAAAGUGAAGCCAUAAAAUAAUGUGGAUCUACAAUGAAUUGCAUGGUGUUCCAGUGCAAGGCUAGACUAUGUUAGAAGUGACGAAUCUUGAAAGAUGUUUUUGUACUGAACUUCUCUAUUUUCAUUUUGCAGUAAAAUAAUUCUAAUUACCAAAAAUGGUGGUCACCAACUUUUUUUUUUUCAUAUCCACAAUAGUUCAAAAGGGAUUAAAAAAAUUUCCAAUUCUGUUUACUGUUAAGUAGUUGCUGCCAUAGAAAUACAUUAGUAGUUUGAAAUAUAUUAGUAGUUUCUUUUUGCCAAGCUAACCUUUAGAUUACAAAACUGACCUCUAAGCACACUGUUAAUUUAUUUUUUAAAAAAUCAGAAUUUUUUCUGAGAAUAAUUGAGUUUCCUAGAAGUGGUUCAAAUGAAAUAAUUUAUGCUUCUACAUUUCAUAUAGAUUGAAAAGCAAAUGAUUUGAAAAACAUAAAAGCAAAUUGUGAAUUUCACUGUAUCUUAUGUCUAUGAAUUAUAGACUUCCAUAAAGCCUUACCUUAUAGAAUUCUUCCCCAACCCAUGGGGACCUUUCCCCAUGGGAAGUGACCUUUCCAUUCCAUGACUAUGGCAUCAGUCCCCCUCUUAUGUGAUGAUCAUAAUCAAACUCUGCAUUAAUACUGUAUAGUGUAGUAUUGCUUAUUUGUAUCUCAUAUCACUUUUGAUUGAUUUUAAACUACAUGAAGGAAUGGAACAGGAUUGUGUCAUCUUUGUGUUUUCCCCAGUGCCUAAUACAGUGCUUAGCACUUAAUCAAUAGUUGCUGAAUGAAUCAAUACAUAAGCCCUGAAAAUUCCAAGUGUUUACAUAUAAAUAUCUGUAGAUUAGAGUGAUUAGACAUGAUAAAGAGGUUACUGUUUGCUAUUCAGUGAGAAAUAACUUUUUAAAAAAAUGUAAAGCCUUGGUUUACAUUUUUGAAAUACUAGAAACACUUGCCACACAUGUUGCUCAAGGA